This is a messenger RNA of Suillus clintonianus, 2688 nucleotides long. RefSeq lists its product as uncharacterized. Lineage: Eukaryota; Fungi; Basidiomycota; Agaricomycetes; Boletales; Suillaceae. The record is from RefSeq and is a predicted model, not a curated record. The transcript has 12 exons. The coding region runs from base 1 to 2688 and encodes 895 amino acids.
AUGUCUACUUGGAUUCAGACACAGUAUUCUCACCAGCCAACAGUGGAUGGUCUCGCCGAAACCCUUGCCAUCCUUCCACGCCCACAGACGCUUGCUGGCAUAGCAGGAAUUCAAGAUCGCCAACAAACCUCCCAGGAUCAGCGCAUGGAUAAUUGGCGGGCUCGUUCCGAACACACCAAGACUAUACUUUCUUUGAUUUUUGAUCUGUGCACUGCACUUGAUAGGUUGACAGGAGGUUCCACCCUGUUAUUCCAUCACCCUGGUGCUACUGCUCCAGGCAGUGACAUUGUUCCAGAGUCGCUGAAAGCUGACAUCUAUGUCAGCCCAAGGGUGCUCGGCGAGGACUUUAAUUUACAUCAGGCAGUCGCAGAGAUGUCACAGCUAUUUAUCGAGCGCUUUGCAACUCCUCUCGCACAUUGGUUUGCAGCCUCCCGUGUGCUCAACAAUUGGCCAACACAUUCAGCAUCUAUCCGUGGCCGUGCACCUGGCAGGCUUGCCCAAGCCAUUGGUUUGAACACGUCCCUCGUGUCGUAUGUUCCACAGGGGUCUCCCCUUACGUGGGUCACGCAAGCAGUUCCUGCGACACCGAUUGCUACAAGGUCUCGGACGUCACUGGGAGCAAAAAGGACUGGACAUGCAACGGCUUCGCGCACCCUGAAAGCUCCAGUUAUUGUUUGCGAGUUCGACUCAGAUGAUAACUACCCCGAUCCCGGGCCUAUCACCCCCAUCCGUGCUAGUGCUUCAUCCGGCCCUGUCAGGGCUAGUAGUUCUUUGUCUGUGACAGCCGGCAAGCAGGCAGCUGGUAGUUCUUCGUCUGUGGCAGCCGGCAAGCAGGCGGCUGUCACCAUGUCUCACCCGUACCUCAUGUCUGCCUCGCAAGUCCAGCCAGACAUCCUGGUUUCAUUCGGUCCUGAAACUGAAAAGGUAAUCGAAGCCCUCGGGCUCCCAGACACGCUUCAUGCUGUUUGCGCUAAUAUCAAGCUGAAUUUCCUGACCAAGCGGUGGGCCAGGGUGCUUACAGAGGAAGGUCAUAUUACCGAGGAGGAUGCUGAAGCGAUUGUGCAGGCGAUGCUCUUGGACCCUGUCCUCACUCUCAGCAUAAUGAAUCCUCGCCCUCACAAUGUACGGCGACUACUCUCGCAUCAUCGCGGGCCUUACGUCAAAGUCUCAAAAGAGUUUCGAGCUUUGCUCACUCAGCAACGACGAGACAAACGCUCUAGUGAAGAUGUUGAGGUACAAGCUGUCCUCCACUAUCUGGAGGACAAAGCUACCGAGCUUGCACAGAUUUUUAGAAAGCCUCGACGCCAUUAUUUGGAGUGUUUUUCCUUGGGCUCAAAACUUCAACGGAAGAAGCGAGAGAAAACCAGCGCGUGGUCGGCAUGGGUCCACUUCAAGGGUAUCGAGCGCAAUUCCGGCAAUGAUAAGCAGUCAAAGAUGGCUGAGAUCAUCAAUGACCGAGCUGAAUACAACAGCCUUACAAAGGAAGAAAAGGAGGAGCUCGUCAAAGAGUUUGAUGAGGUCAAAAAAUGUGCCACUGAUCGUCCACCCAACAUCACCCCUCGUGUCAAGGCAAUUGAGAGCGCAAAAAGCUUCCAGGUCAUCAAGGAAGAGCUCGAUGCCAUGUCACAACGUGUUGGCAUCGAAGCCUUCAUUUUUAUGGUCCGCAACACAUCGGAUUUCCAAAUGGCACCCAAGGCUUACUUUACCAGCACCGAGUGUGAACAAUUCAUACGUGUUUACUUGCGGCGCGACGCUGCACGCACAGCUACUGACUUCGAGAGUGCCAUGCUGUCAAAGGGGAUUUUCAAUUAUCUAAUUCUUGUUGUAGCUGCGCCAUCCAACCAUAAAGAACGUGUAUCGAGGGCCAAACUAUCCAUCCGCACUGGCUUACGAGCCUCUCGUUGUGAAGUGACCAAUGAUGCAUCAGCUACUGUCGAGUUUACGAAAUAUGAGGCCUCGGUUGUUCGCCGCUAUCACGUCAAACUCGUGGGAUGGAACCACCCCCAAUGGGUCAAUCCAUCAGACCUGAAGGGUGGUGUUGAGGCACUCGAGAGGGUUGCCGAUGCCAUCAAGGCCAAGACCUGCCGCUUCGUGACGAUUAGUGUGGAGGAAGUCGAAGAACGAAGAAGAAAGAUUAUGGAUCAUGGAGCUGUACUGACUCCUGAAACGGAGCCCGCCAUUGUACCUUCUACAUUAGAGCCUUUGCCUAACUCGGUUACCUCACACUCUCAGACCCUGCCCUUCUUACGUCCUCGGGUGCCUUGCCAUUUGUCACUCCUGAUUCUCAUUCAAAGCGCUGAGUCUGUUGUAUCACCGCCGGCUCCCAUUGUCAAUCCUAACACUGAUGAUGCAAUAGAAGACACCCUUCAGACACUAGGAAGUGCUCAAAUCCCACCUCCUCCAACAACAACAGAGCCCCCCGUCGAACCCAAUGUCAAUAUAACAGAGCCCCCCGUCGAAUCCAAUGUCAAUAUAACAGACCCCCCCGUCGAACCCAAUGUCAAUAUCUGCCGCCGUAAAAACCAGGUGGAGGCUGACGAGAACGAUGAACUGCAGCCACGUGCAAAGCGGGCAAGAAAAUUGACUGCCAAACAGGCAGCACUUGAGGAGGCGGCAAGAGGAAGGCAAGCUGUGCAGGGCAAGAAGACUGAGCAGGAAGAAGAAAAAAACUACUUAGUCUUCUCAUAG